Messenger RNA from Ooceraea biroi (clonal raider ant), 7745 nucleotides. It is a transcript of the gene Root, whose product is annotated as ciliary rootlet coiled-coil, rootletin. NCBI's taxonomy places the organism in Eukaryota, Metazoa, Arthropoda, Insecta, Hymenoptera, Formicidae. The record is from RefSeq and is a predicted model, not a curated record.
GUCGUCGGGCUGUCGAGAAGCCCUGAGGAAACCGUAGGAAGCCGCCAACGUCCUCCACCAUCGCCGAAGGAAGUCUUCGCUUCAACAGCAAAGCAGAUCCGGAGACUUGAACAUCGGAACACGCUUCGAAGAUGCCGCGGCCAAUUUCAAAAGGAAUUUCUCAAUUAACGGCACGAGGACAGAUUGAGAGGCGGCGGCCACCGUUCCUCAGAGCUUCCACCAAAGCCAAGGAGACGGAACGUAUCAGUGGAACCAAAAUGGAUUCUGCACACAGCGGGGGUGCCAUAGAGGAGGGUAGCGACGAGGAUCUGUCACCGGAUGCUCUGGUCAGACAAAAUUAUGAACUUCGUCUUCGUCUGGAGGAGGCCGCGGAUUACAAGAAACGUCUGGACAAGUAUCGACUGGCUCAACAACACCAGGCUGCUCUUGUCUCGCGUUUACAAGCUAAAGUAUUGCAGUACAAACAGAAAUGCUCCGAGCUGGAAAAUCAGAUGGCAGAAACGAUUCCGUGCGAUACUAGUAAACGAACGAUCGCCACGGUAUCCUCCACUUCAGCAUUGGAGGCCGCCCAUCAGACCCUUCGGGACAUACGCGAGGAGCAGAUUCACGACAUGGACACCGCCUUGAAGAAACUUGGCGAGGAACGGCGAAGAUGCGAGGAGCUUCUGCACCUAAACACGUCCCUGAAAAAUCAACUCGAGGAGUCCCAUCAGACGAACGAAGCGCUGACCAACGAUCUUCAGAAGCUAAGCAACGACUGGGACGUACUGCGCGACGAACUGGCCAUCAAGGAGGACGAAUGGAAGGAAGAGGAACAGGCAUUCAACGAAUAUUACAUUUCCGAGCAUAACAGAUUGCUGAAUCUGUGGCGCGACGUUGUGUCUGUCAAGAGAUUGUUCGCGGAGAUGAAAUCCACCACGGAGCGGGAUUUGUCCAAGCUACAGAAUGACAUCAGUGCAAUGUCCAGCGAAGUGACGGCAACGUGCAACAGUACAAAUUUCAUUAUGAAACUGCAAGCGUCUACGAUCCAAUCACCAUCCCAGAGAAUACAGCAACAGGAGGAGGAGCAAGCUGCAACCACCCUGAAGAUGGAGAUCGCGACACUCAGGCAACAACAGGUCGCCAAUCAACAUGAGAUCCGUACGAAAGACGAACGGAUAGAUCAGCUUAUUCGAGAAAUCCGCAAUUUAGAAGAAAGAUGUGGCGUUUCUGAAGCAGCGGUAACUCAAAGUGCACGCAUGCAGGAAGACAUUGAGGUAUUGGAAUCGGCAUUACGAGACAUCGCGCACGCUGUAAUCCAAGAUGCCGAAAGUCGGGAUGUCGCGGCCGAUGCGAAACUGACAUCGCACAUUCACCUAUCGGCUACUCAAUCAAUCCUGCAAAGAUCGCCGAAGAGAGUGAAGAGCACCAUACCAGCAUUGGCUGAAAGUACUAUAAGCGCUGUACGAGCGGCUCUACAAAAAUAUCAAUUAACUAUACAUGAAUUACAGAUAAAAUUACAGACGAACAAGGAACAGCUUUCGACAAUACGUAAGCAGUGCGACUCUGCUGAGGAAAACGCUCAAACGUUAAAUACAAAAGUCGCAGACCUGAUUUCUCAAUUGGACACGUGUCGCUCGGAAUGUACGCAGCUGAAUCAAGAAAAGGAUAUGUUGCAACAAGUUCUUGACGUCGUGAAGUUGGAGAAAAAUGCUCUGGAAAAAGCUAAGAUGGAACUUAACAGUGCGUUGGAGGCUCUUAAAAAUAAUAAUGAAAAACUUCAGAAGGCAAAUAAUAAGUACCAAAAGAUAUGUGAUGAGUUGGAAGAUGAAAAAUCCGAUCUGCAAAACAAGCUUUCUCGAAUAUCAGGAGAAGCUGAUAUAAAAGAAUUAAAUUUGCGAUCAGAGGAAGAAAAAUGCAGCAAAAUGAGAGAAGAGCUUUUAACACUGCGAGAAGAUUUAAGCAGGGCUUACCUUGCCAAAGAUAUGUUGGAGCAGCAGAAGUUGGAAACUGACUCAUUAAUUUCUCAAAUCGAGAAAAAUAAAGGCGAUCUCGAAUUGGAAUUGGAGCGAAUAUUAUUGGAAAAGUCAGAGGUACAGGAAAUUGUGCUGAAUAUGGAAAGAAUGUGCUCUAACUGCGAACAGGACAAAGAGAGAUUACAAGAAGAAUUGAAAAAAAUGACAGAUGAGAGGAACAAGCUUGCGAGUGAAUGUAGCGAUCAGCAGAGGGAUUUAGACUCGCUGAGAACAGAAUUAUUACGGGCAGAGCAGACCCGUCUCGCCAUAGAAUCCGAGAAAGUCGGUUUGAAUGAAAAAGUUAAAUUUCUUGAGACAGAAAAGGACAGAGUGGAGAUAGAUUUGGGUCAGGUGACUCGCGAACGCAAUGAUUUGAGUAAUCAACUGUCGGUGCUAGCGCGAAAGAAAGACAAAUUGAAUGAGGAACUCAUUAGACUCAAGCAGAAACUGGAACAAUGCAAUGAAAUGAAUACACGAAUAAAUAAAAACUUGAAGGAUCUUGUGAAAGAUAAUGAAGAGAAACAGGUGCUUUUAGAGACAAAUGAAAAGGAAUUCCAAAGGUUGCAAGAACAGUUCGCGUCAAUGCGCGCCGAGAAAGAGAUAUUAGAAGAAGUAAUAUUUAACACAGAAAAGAAUCUGGAAACCACACAUGGCACGAAGACACAGCUGGAGAAAGAGCAAAAAGAGAUGUUGAUAAAACAGGAAAGUCUGAAGGAACAAGUAGCACGAUUAACAACAGAAUUAGAAAAUAGCGAGAAACGCGCGCAAGAUAUGAAACAGUCGCUUACACAACAGAGUGGCAAUCAGGCCGCCGAAUUUGAACAAAUUAUAUCCAACAUGAAGAAACAAUCGGAAGAUAGCGUAAAGAAAAUAGUCGACGAGAAAGAGCAAGUGAAAAUAAGCUUAGAGAAACGGAUGCAACAGUCUAUGUCACAACUGGAGCAGGACAAGAACGAGGAAAUCGGUCAAUUACAACAGCGAAUAGAGGAAUUGCAACAACACAUAGAGAGCUUGUGCCAGCAGCAUGAAGAGAUACUUCUUAGAGCCGAAAAUGAUAAGCAACAGGAACUUCUCAUGGCUCAUCAUGAUCAACAGGCUUUGGUGGAAAAGAUCGACUCUAUCACGCGUGAAUUGGACGAAGAGAAGAUCACAUUUGAACGCGUUAAAAGAGAGACUGCUGCACGCGCCGAGCAAGAACGCAAUAACACGAAUCAACUGCGCGAUGAAUUAAACCGCCUCAGAACGAAGCUGGACGAGAUGAAGUUGAAGGCGGAUGAAGAGAAGAUUAAACUUGAGUUGCAGAUAAAAGAGCUCUGGAAGGAACGGGAAUCCGCGGAGAAAGAAGUCGAAGAAUUACAGCUCCAGUUACACAUGACAGAGGACAAAGUGGACGGACUGCAAAAGCAAUUACACGAUACCAUUAGGAAACUUAAGGAUGCUGACAAUGUUAAUGAGACUCUGGGCAAGGAAUUGAUGGAUGUAAGGAGACAAUUGGCGGAUACCAAGUACGAGAAGGAGAAAUACAAUAACAGCAAUAAAGAAUUACGAGAGCACAUUAAGCAAAUCGAGAGCGAAAGAAGAGAACAAGGAAGAACGUUGGAAGAAUUGUAUCAGAAAAUAGCAGCGUUCGAGAACGCGAAAACGACUGCGGACGUGGAAAGAACGCGCCUGCAGACGCAGGUGCACGACAUGGAACGUGACGCGUUGCAACUGCAGCAUCAGCUUCGCUUCACCCAGGACGAGUUGCAGAAGUGCCACGAGAACAACGCCCAAGCGCAGAACGAGAAGAAGGAACUGCAAGCUAAAUUACUCAACGAAACCGAAGAGAAAGAACGGCUGCAAUUGCAACUGCAUCAGAUGAGGGAACAGGUCGCCGACCUGGAUAAAAGUUUGGAAGUCACGCGACAAGAACUGGGAAAAUUACGCACGCAAGCGGACAAGGAAGACGAGAGAUGGCGAGCUCGAGAGCAAGAGUUGUUGGUAUACCUCGAGGAAAGUCAUUCUCACGAAAGAAAGUUGGAAGGUCAAAAACACAACUUGGAAGUAUGCUUGGCCGACGCUACGCAACAGAUGCAGGAGCUAGAGGCGCGUCUUGGAGGAUCAGAGGGAAGAGUGAGGGCUCUGAAUGCUCAGUUGUCGCAGUUGGAGACCGCUAAGAAAGAAGUGGAGCAGAAAUUGUGCAGCGUAGGCUCUACGCUACGCCGUAUCGCUGGUAUUCAAAUGGACGGAAGCGUAAACAUGCCAUUUAAAUUGAGUCCUUCAAGAAGAUGGAGUCCAGCACGCGCACAAGAUCAUGACAGAGAUGUCAUGGAUGUCGAUCCUGAGAUUGUUAAGAAAGGAGUACGAUCACUCAUGCAACAAGUCGUUCAAAUUGAACGCGAAAGGGACGAUAACAAAACCGAACUGAGUAGUUUGAAGAAACAGUUAAAGGAGUUCCAAGAAAACCGGAGCAAUGCAGAUGUAAAAAUCAACAAUCUUUUGGCUAACAUUCGAAUGCUUCAGGAAGAGAAGAACUCUUUGGAAGUAAAACUGAUUCAAAAGCAAACUGGUUAUCAGGCACAGAUGGAUACACUUCAACAAAAGACACAAGAGUGCGAACAAUUACACGAAAAACUUGUGAGCUUGGAAUUGAAGAUUGGCAGUGAAACGGAAGAAAAAUCUCAAUAUGAGGAUAAAUUGGAGAAAAUGAAACAAGAACUAAACAGAUUAGAAAGCGAAAAACGCAGUCUUCAGAAGGAAAUUCGGCACAACGAAUCUCGUGCAACGGAAAUGGGAAUACAGAGAAUGUCCAUGGAUGGAGAUCUACAAAGAUUGCAAAUGAAGUUACAAGAAAAGGAAUCACAUAUUGAAAAAUUGCAAGAUCGCAGUGACGCUCAAAAUCGUACUACGGCAGGUUUAGAGGAGCGUUGUGCAUCUCUGAAAACCACCAUAGAGCAAUUAAAGUCGGCAUUGGAGAAAGCGUCUGUCACAGAAACCGAAUUGAAGUCUGAGAUAGAUUUGUUGCAACUUAAUGUAAAAGAAAUCACUAUUUUCUCUCAGAAUAACGACGAAAAAAUGAAACAGAUGCAGAAACAACUUUCGAAUACUGAAAAUGAGCGUAGAAUAUUAAUCGAGCGUCUAGAAACGGUUCAACAGACUCUGAGUGAUUUGAAACAUACCAAUCAGUCGUUGAUCGAUCAAAAUGCACGAUUGCAGACCGAACUAGCUAAUAACGAAGUGCAGCGAUCGGCUUUAGAAUCGCAAUUAAGAUUAUCUACCACCUGGCUGCCAGAAAGCAGCGAGAUUAAGGAUGAGGAACUACUGCGUCAAUUGAGAGCCUCUCAAAGAGAAAGAAGCGAGAUGAGAGGAAAACUAGAUGCUCUUAACAACAAGGUGAAGCUGCUGGAAGCCGACAAACGUAACUUGGAGCGUCAGAUCACUGCGGUGAAGAGCGGCGUUAUUCGAAGCAAGAGUUACGAACGCCCGGAGAAGGCGCAUAUAGAACUUCUGGGUACCAGUUACAGUAUCGAGAGCUUGGAGCACGAGAAUAGAGAAUUACGAUUGAGAAUACACAAAUUGGAGAACCAACUGGCGGAGAAAGAGACCGAACUUAUACGAGUGAAGUCGAGUUACAUCCAUUCUUCUCACUCGUUGUUGGACAGAGACAGAUGCGGGGAAUUAGAACGAAUUAGAGCCGCGCAACUGCAGGCUGAGAAAUUGCUGGAGGCGAGAGAACACAGCCACCGUCAGCAAGUAUCACGUUUGGAAAAUCAGAUACAAUUGCUGAAGGAGCAACUAAAUCAAGAGAUCAAACGCAGGCAGCUGUACGUUCUACGGAGCUCACGCGCCGGCAGAGAGAUGCAACAAUUGCGACAGGCAUUGGGCGAUUCUCUGAGAACCGUAGCACAGGAUCCAUCGCUGGACGCGGUAUUGUUGGAGCACGAAGCGCGCAAAUUGGACUCCGCCUUGACGAGUACUGCUAGUUUACCGCCGUCAUUAGCCCUGCCCGCUCCGCAGCCCUACAGGUCUAGCACUCCGCAGCCGAAAUAACGCAAGAAAUAAUCUGACUGAAUUUUUCUCCAAAAACUGCCAGUCAUCGAGUAGUACUUAUGUAUCCAAUUAUUACGUUUUUUGAGAAUAUUUCGGUACAAUAAUCCAUGCGUACGUAAGAAUAUCGUUGAGCGUACGCUUGAUUAUUGCAAGUCGAGGUCGUUACUUAAGAAGAAACAUAUAAGAUCAUCACGAACUAGUAGAACUAUAAAUUAAUAGUGCUUCUUGAUAUUCUCUCCGUACGAUUAAGACCGAUUUGCGAACAUUUUGAUGACGAAUAUUUCAUUUGAUAUACAAUCUUUACAUUGAACGUAUUAUCGGAUCAGAUUUUUAUCAAGUUUUCUUAUACGACUUUAUGCUUCCAAUGAUUGACGUUAAUUGACGGCUGCAAGAUUCUGACAGAUAUGACUUAUUAAUACGCGUGAUGAACAUUUUUGUGAUAUUACAUAAUAUAUACGCGCAUUCUGCAAGAAUGAUUAGCUGAAAUGAUAGUGAUACAUCUUUCUUUCACUAUAUCUGUUUUUAUCUACUGAUUAUAAAGACACUGUCAGUAUAAGAGUCAGAUUAAUAUUAAUAUUCAACAAUCACAUAUAUGUAUGUACAAUGCAUAUAUGCAUAUACAAGUCAUCUCAUGAUCGUCAUAAUUUCGUCGUCAUAAUUCAUAACAUUUAUUUAUCGAAGCGUUUUUACUUAUUUAUGUAUGCGUUAGUACUUUAAUAUAUUUAUUAAAUCUAAUUUAUUUAAUAUUCGACAAGAUUGCGUAGCAAAAGAUGUCAACACAAGUAUGUACCGAUUCAAACGAUCCAUUAAUAUCGUUACUUGCCAAUUUAUUAUUUUAAUGAACAGCGUACGAUACUGUAUUAUUUUAAACAGAAAGGAGCAAUGAUGAAGGAACGAAGCACGUAUGCUUGAGACUCAUAUAUAUAAUGAGAAGUACUUAUAAAGUAGGCGGCAGCAGUAAGAGACAAAAUGCUAUUGUUUAGUCUCGCUCUGAGACCAAAGAAAAUCAGCAAGCAGGAGCAUUGUAGAGAAACGCUUCCGAUUAACUGAUAGAGACACAAAAGCACUGUGCCAUUUGCUAAUAUAAAGUGUAGUGAACGGUAUGCCGUAACACGGAGGAGGAUUAAAAGCACAGACAUAGGUGACAGAGAGAGAGAGAGAUAGAGAGGGGAGUGGACUGUGUCUGUUCUUUACUAUUGAGAAUAUAGACAUCCAGUCCUGCACUAUAUGUAGUCUGCCUCGAUUGAGCCGUCUUGGGCUUAAUGAUAUACAGAUCGAGAGUAUUAAGGAAAUAUCGUUUAUGCUUCGCGCAAAGCAAGGUUUUACCGAGCAAGAGAUUUUAAUGUUGAUGAAAAAGUAAUUGUCAGAAUUUUAAAUUCAGAGAAAAUCGUCAAUUUUAAUUUACGAGUGGAGAGAGGAGUGACGGGGAAUUUCAUUUACAUUAAUCAAAAAAUCGAAUCACCUCUCUUUUGUAGAGAUCUAUGUUUUCAAUCAGACAUAUAAUUGCAUGAAGUUCAUGAGUUAAGCAUACCAUCGCAAAUACAUCGACUUUAGUGUUGUAUUUCGCGUUUGAUUGAAAUAUUAAAAUUUAUAAGCGAGAGCUAGACAUUCGACGUUGCGUAGGAAAAUUAUGUUACGUAUUGUAUGUAUCGUUGAAUCCUGUAUGUUUCGUUCAUGUUCACACUUCUUUAGAAAUAUGCAUAAUACAAGUAUCACAAAUCU